ACUCGAUAGCAGCGACGCUCGAUUGUUUUGGGCUGCUAAAAAAAAUGGUUGCCAAGUGUCAACCUUAGCAAUUCUCUGUCUUUUUUUUUUAAAAUAACACUAAUAAAAGUAAUAAUUCCUUUCUGCAAUGGGAUUAUCGCAGAGCUCAGAGGCCCCCGAGGGAGGGACGUACGGAUACCAUGUCCACGGCAUUCAGCCUAAUUCUCCUGCAGAAAGGGCCGGACUGCAGCCCUUCUUUGACUUCAUUCUGUCUCUGGACAACAAAAGACUCAGUGAGGAAAACGAGCAGCUGAAGGAGCUCCUGAAAGCCAACAUGGAGAGAGCUGUGAGGAUGGAGGUGUACAGCACCAAAACCGCCGGGGUGCGAGAGCUGGAGGUGGUGCCCAGUAACAUGUGGGGGGGACAGGGCCUGCUGGGCGCCAGCGUUCGCUUCUGCAGCUACCAAGGAGCCAGUGAGAACGUCUGGCACGUACUGGACGUAGAAGCCGGUUCACCAGCGGCACUGGCAGGUCUUCAGUCGUACAGUGACUACAUUGUCGGGGCAGAUCAGGUGUUGCAAGACUCGGAGGAUUUCUUCUCGCUGAUUGAAGCCCAUGAAGGGAAACCCUUGAAGCUGCUGGUGUACAACACACGAACAGACAACUGCAGAGACGUGAUGGUCACACCCAGUGGAGCGUGGGGAGGAGAGGGCAGCUUGGGUUGUGGCAUCGGUUAUGGCUACCUGCACCGCAUUCCUGCAACUCCAGGAAUGUCGACAGAGAAGCCCCCCAUCCCAGUUGCAGAAGAGAAAUCCUCUCCACAGGAGCCAACACAUGGGUACACAGAGGCGCCUCUUAUGGCCCCUUCAGCCCCCAGUGAAGAUUUGUUAGACGUGGAGCAGAUCACCCUCCUAGACUCUGUCGUACCUCCACCAGAUCAGACAGUGAUGGACUCUGGUUUAUCCGAUUCCGAUGUGGCAGUGAUGAGCCCUGACCCUGCAGAUCUUUUGGACAGGCUGGACGUGUCCACGUCUUCCAUCGACAUGACCAACACUGCCCUGGCGAUGCACGAGGAAAAGGAGGGUGACAUAUCUGGUGUUGAGGAGCUGGAGGACAGUGCUCUGCCCUCAUCAUCUGCAGAGAACCAGAGUGAACUACAAGAGCAUGUCUCCCAUGCAGCUGUGGAGCUCACCGCUUCCCUCGCCGCUCCUGACACUUGGUCUGACUCCGGAGUAGCUCCAGCUGAAACUUCUCCUCCGCGCACCGAGUCUGCAGACCUUCAGAGCUUCGUCGUGGAAUCCAGCGGCACCCCGAGUCCGCCUCUGGGCGUGCUGUCCCUUCCCGAGGAGACGUUUCAGCCUUUCACUGAAGAGCCUCCGUGCCCAUCUCCAGUAGACCUGAUCGCGACCGCGGCUGCUAAUGAGGCGGACUUUCAAGUCUUAGGCGAUGCGCAAGCGUCGGCGUGCGAGUCAGCAAAGCCUGUAGAUUAUCAGGACGGUGGGGAAGAACCAGAAAAAACACAUUUUGAUUAAGUUUUCCUUCGGUCAUAUAGAGGCAACGCUAAUGCAUUGUGGCGUAGACAAUCAAUAUUUACCUUUCUUUUAUCCAUUUCUAUAAAGGAAGCCCUACAUUGCUGUGGAAAAGCAUUUCAACUAGGGCUGGGCAUUAAAUCAGUUUUUUUGAUUAAUCUUUUUUUAUUUAUUUAUUUUUUAGAAAAUUUGGAUUUUAAGUUGGGCCACAAGAUGGUGGCCAAGUUAGCUCCUACUUAUUUGGACUUUGAUUUCAAGGCAACUCUUUGACGGAAUAUAAGCGCCAGGCUAAGAUUUUUUUUUAAGCUACAAAAAUAUGGUCAUAAAAUUACAAGAAUUUAGUCGUGCGAUGAUAAAUUUUUAAUAAACAAGUCAUCGUUUUAAUAGUUUUACAAUGUUUUUUUUCUGGAAAUAUUAUGACUAUGAUGCUGUAGCCUGGCCCUAAUAAAAAUCGUAGAAGCCCCUUUUUAAAGAUGUUUUUUUUAUCAUUUGUAAUUCCUUUUUUAGAAAAGAAAAUGAGGAAAAAAUAGAUUAAAAUCAGAUUCCAUAUGAAAAACUGAUUUUGUUAUCAAGCUAAAUUGCCCAGCCCUACUUUUUGUAUUUCAUCAGCUUAUCUGGAAAACAGAAAAAUACUUUUCCAACAAUGCCUGUAGGAAGUAAGACUGACAAAGUUAUUCCAAAUUGUUGCACUACAGGAACAAGCUGAGACUUUAACAUGAGAGAGGGGCGAUAUCUACAGCUACAAGUACAAAAUGAAGUUACUGAUUUUUUUUUUUAGCAUAAAGUUUAUUUACUUGUUUGGUGGAAAAUUAGUGGACACGGGUUUUUGAAACGUUGCUUGCAGCGCACUAAAGAGGAGAGUACUUGAAUAGUUCCAAAGACAAAUGAAUCGACUACUGCAAAGCACAGCUGCACCUUCACGUCUCCAACACUACGAACUUCUCUGACGCUACUAGACUGCUGGCUGGUAAAAUAGGUCCUACUGGCCCACUGUUCCAUCUCUGCUAAUGUUUUUGAACUAGUGUCGUUUACAGAGUGAUUACUCAGCUUUAAACAUUGGACGUGGGACACUUUUAGUCGUGGUCGUUGAUUGGAACUUAAAGGGCUUUUAUUAUAGCAAUGUUUGAGAUGUGAUUUUUUUUUUUUUUUGUUGUAAUAUUUAGAAAAUGUUUCACACCAGCUCUGAUAAGGUUGGUGUGUUUUUAACAAAGUCUUUAAUUUCAGUUAUUGUAAUUGCUGUUUUUCAGCUGCAUAGCUUUUGCAGAGUUUCAUUCAUGUAUAGCUAGCUGUCUGCCCAUGUUUCUAUUGAAAAGAGAUGCACUGACAAAUUAGUUGGUAACCUAUUAACUCAAAAAUUUGAUAUUUUUUGGAUGAACACGCCAUACUACAUCACUUGCAGAUUGCAUAAACAACACUCUGAAGUGUGGAUGUCGUUACAGAGCGAGGAAGACUUGAGAUUUGGCCUUUUCAGGGUCAGUGGAUUAAAUCAAUGAUUUUGUCUUUAUUUUAAAUUUGAAGCAUGUCAUUUGACAGCAUUGUGUGACUUCACCCUGCUACUCAUACCAUAAUUGACCAAUCAAAACAAGGAUGUAUUGAAGCCUGUUGAUUAUGCCUAUUGAAGCCUGUUGAGUCUGUACUGUCAGGUCAACGCUUUACAAAACGAUAUGAAAUCAGACCAAAAAAAUAUCUCUGAUCUGUGCAUCUCUAAUACUGGGCAUCAUUGACACCUGUUACUUAUGUAGUCUAUGCAAAAAAA
Xiphophorus hellerii (green swordtail) is the source of this 3263-nucleotide messenger RNA. Its product is annotated as Golgi reassembly-stacking protein 1-like. Gene Ontology annotation, molecular function: protein binding. Bases 128 to 1510 code for a protein of 460 amino acids. Gene Ontology annotation, biological process: Golgi organization. Lineage: Eukaryota; Metazoa; Chordata; Actinopteri; Cyprinodontiformes; Poeciliidae. The record is from RefSeq and is a predicted model, not a curated record. Gene Ontology annotation, cellular component: Golgi apparatus. The transcript is spliced from 9 exons.